Messenger RNA from Rhizophagus irregularis DAOM 181602=DAOM 197198, 4062 nucleotides. RefSeq lists its product as uncharacterized. Gene Ontology annotation, molecular function: protein binding. NCBI's taxonomy places the organism in Eukaryota, Fungi, Glomeromycota, Glomeromycetes, Glomerales, Glomeraceae. The record is from RefSeq and is a predicted model, not a curated record.
AUUGACACACUUUUUUUUAAAGAAAAAAUAUUACAAUAAGAAAGAUAAUAAUAUACUUCAAAAUAGAUAAUAGCUAAACUCACUUGGAUAAUAGAUAAAAACUUUGAGUUUUAGAUGCGUCAUAAAAUUCAGGAUAAUAUGCCGUCGUCUUCUGAGGAAAAUAAUUGUGACUCUCCAUAUUCACCUACGUCAGACGACUUUUCAAUGAAUAACUUGUAUAACCCUUCGACUUUGCUGGAUCCAAAGCUAGAAGUACUAGAUUCAAAUACUCCUCUCUUCUUUACAACUCCUCAACAAACACCAACAAGAGAGCUACAACCUUCGGCACAAACAGAUCACGUUCACCAAUCAGUUUUUAACACAAUGCCUACUAUAGGUGACCUCCGACAACAAUCUCUAAACAAUUUCAUGUCACCGCCGUUUUCGCAAGGUAUAACGAGCUUUACGCAAAGCGGUGUUAAUUAUUUAGAUUUUAUGAAUGGAUCGGAUAAUAGCAUAGAAACGAGUGUUGCGUCAUCACAAUCGGAUCGUUCAUGCCAAAUGCAGGAUAUAAGUGAUAAAGGGUUACAGAUUCGUGUUCUCGGAGUCCCACAGACGGGUGCUAAAUCUCGCGUGGAAACUCAAAUUAAAUUAUGCCUACAGCUUGUCACAGAUAAAGGAGAAAAAGUACCAUUAUGGUCACAUUUACGGUUACCCGAAUAUAUGGUUGCUAAAGAAAAACUUAAAACUAAAAAUGCAAGAAAUCCACCGGAUCACGCAAUGAAUAUUUCUGAAAAAGGGGUCCUAAAUUUAGAAGCUACAGUAGUCUGUGCGAGUGAUAUUCCGAAAAAAGUUCUCACUUGCCUAGGUUGUGUCCAACGUGAGCGAAAGAGAUCACAACGUAAAAAGGAAAAUAAAAAUGCGAAAGUAAAUUCAAGUACUGCACCAUCAGCUGAUGAUACAAAUAAGCCAAUGGAUUUAGAUGAUGAAAAAACAAUGCAAUUAGAACAGCGCAAAAUUUUGUUAUUCAAUUGUAGUGAAAUUGUAGAUUUUAGUAGUGGUGAUACUAUCUUACCAACAAGAAUAACAUGUUAUUGUCGGCAUCACAAUGAAAAGGUCGGGUUUUGCAUUUAUUUUGUAAUGAAAGAUUAUACCAAUACGGUUAUCGCAAACGGCAUGUCACCACCUAUUAUGAUAACAGACGAUCACAAGUCGUCAAAAACAAAGAUUGGCGUCGGACGAAAACGACCGAGAGCUGAAUAUGAUCGUCGAGCUUCUACAACAUCAAACAAUUCCACAAACUCUAUAAAAAACAAAGUCAAUGAAAGGCAUGCAAUAUCUUUAUCGAAUAGCAUAUCUAGCGAACAACCUACAUCAUCUUCUACUUCAGAACCCAGCGGGGGACCUUCUUCCCCGGUUGCUAUAGUACCUACACAAAAUUCUGGCUUGAUUCCACCACAAUCAACGAUUAAGCAUGAAAAAAACAGUAAUUUACGACAAUUACAAGUUCAACCUUCGUUUGGAUUUAAUUCAUCUUCGUCUCCUACAUCUCCGAUUUCACAAAUUUCGCCCGUCACACCUAUCACGCCUAUCACACCUAUCACAUCUAAUGUACCUAAUACUUCAAGCACACCUAAUCAAUCAUACCAACAGCUUGACCAGAGCGCUAAUUUGGCUACUUCAAGCUCACAAGUGAAUUUUCCCGUAGUGAAUAAUAAUGCUACUUCAAAUGUUAUGAUGAAUAUGUCCAUGGCACCCACGUCGAUUAAUAGUAUGAAUUCUAUUUAUCAAACGGCGCCAUUACAUCAAAGUCUUGGUGCUCCCAGAUUUACGUCUCAUCAAGGUGGAGGUCCAAUGCGGUUGCAUCAUAAUCCUAAUUCAAUGAUGAGAAGGGCGUUUUAUAAUACUUCUGGGAAUUCUAUUUAUCAAAACGGCACGAUUAGUGGGUACCCAUUACCAAGGAUAAGUAGGUUGAUUCCUUCCGAAGGCCCCACUUAUGGCGGUGUUGAAGUGACCAUUUUAGGAAGCAACUUUAUUGAGGGACUUACUUGUGUUUUCGGGGAAACGCCGGCGCUUCCAACACAAUAUUGGUCUCCGAAUACAUUGGUUUGUGUCUUGCCACCGGCACCAACACCAGGACCAGUUGUUGUAAGCUUCAAAGAAUGUCCAUUGACCUUGAUGGAUAACUCGGAAGAAGUGGUCUUUUUUACUUACACUGAUGAUUCUGAUCGGGCUUUGAUGGAAUUAGCACUGCAAGUUGUGGGAAUGAAGAUGACUGGAAAAUUAGAAGAUGCUCGUAACAUUGCUAUGCGUAUUGUCGGAGGCAAUGACAAUAACAAUAAUAAUUCUGGUCAUUCAAAUUGCAACGGAAAUAUGAAUGGGAUGCACAACCAUAUAGCAUCCCUUGCCCUUCAAACGGGAGAAAAUAAUUUCGAAGCACAUAUUAUAACAACAAUAGGUUUAUUGGAUGUGCUUGAGACCGAACACAAUAGUAUUUCGUUACAAAAUCGUCAACAACAUACUAUGUUACAUAUAGCAGCUAUGCUGGGUUACACGAGAUUAUGCUCUGUGCUGAUUGAUAAAGGCAUUGAUCUGAAUUUACAGGAUAAAUAUGGCUUUACUGCCCUUCACUAUGCAGCGUGGACAGGAAAAGAUGAUGUUGUGAGAUUGCUUAUGAGAGUCGGUUCUGGUGACAUCACUCCCAAUUUCAACGAUCAAUAUGCUAUUGACCUUGCAAUUUCUCGGAAUUUCGAUGAUAUUGUUACACUUAUCAAUGAUUAUCGUUUGCACGAUUCUGGAGUAUCAUUAUCACCAUCAUCAUCCGAAGAUUCUUCACUGGGUGAAUCCGAUGAAGACAGCUGCAGCGAAGAAGACUUUAAUGAGGAUAGUGAAAGACGACCGGAAAGAAAUUUGGAGAAGACCAGUGGUAGUGAAAAAAAUAAAAUAAGACCUAACAUUUCUUGGGUAGAUUCUAUAACUGCUAAUGAUUUGUUACAAAAUAAUUUGGAUGAGGAUGAUGGAAUCGUGAAUGCUGAAGUGGUUGAGGACGAUAAAAAGAAUGUUAAACAGCCAUUUUCUGAAAUGGCAACUGAUUUGGCUUCUGCUUCUACUAUUUGGCUUCAAAAAACAUUUGCUCAUAUGCAUAUGCCAAAUAUAAGCAAACCAUCUCAGAUUAAUAUUCCCUAUAUUAAAAUGCCAAAUCUUCAAAUGCCCAAUUUACAAAUACCGAACCUUCAAAAUUUCUCUUCCCCAAAAUUUUCUACUAUGACUUUUGGCACAAAUUUAUCAAUCCCAAGACCCUCCAUACCAUCAAUGCCAUCGCUUAAUAUGAAUAUUGAAUUUCCAACUUUACCAGUAGUAACUUUCCCUACGAUAAUACCUGGUGGUUUUUCAAGUUUUGUAUGGGAUGAAAAGAGUGGAUUACUUAGGCAAAGUCAACCACCACAAUCUGAUCAACAGAAAGAUAACACAGGAUUUAGUAAAUUUGGUUAUAGUUGGCCAUUUAAUGGAUCUCAGCAACCGGUUGUACCAAUGUAUCAUCAUGAGCUCGAAGAGCCUCGUGCCCCAUCACCCUCUAUUAAUACUUCACGUGUUAGUCGUAAGGUUGGUUAUGAUUUUGGUGAAUUGAAUGAGGAACAAAUUGCUCGUAUGGAACAUCAUGAAGAAAAAUACAGAAGAUUAAAGAAAGAUAGAAUGUUGUAUUUAUUCUGGGUACCAGUAUUAUUCGUUAUGGUUGCUCUAGCAAUAGUACAAUACAGUCCAUAUAGACAAGUAAUAUAUAAUUAUUAUUUUGUUGGUUGAGUAACAAAUGAUAGGUCAAAUUCCUUUAAUCUUUGAAAAAUAUAGUUAUUGGUUUUUUUUUUGUUUUGAUGGUUAAUUUAUUUAUUUCUAUUUCCUUCACCGUGUAAUUAUAAAUAUUAUUUUCAGUUUUCUUUUUGUUAUUAUUAUUUUUUAUAUACAUAUAUUUGAAUUUUGUAAGAUUUUUACAGAUUUUUUAAAAUUUUAAAAUUUUCUUUUCAUUAUUGCGAUACAAUACAAUAUUUCAAUGUUAAAAGAGCUUGUAAAAAAUUCACAUCGUUUUGU